Silurus meridionalis is the source of this 4557-nucleotide messenger RNA. It is a transcript of the gene elapor2a, whose product is annotated as endosome-lysosome associated apoptosis and autophagy regulator family member 2a. The record is from RefSeq and is a predicted model, not a curated record. The transcript is spliced from 22 exons. NCBI's taxonomy places the organism in Eukaryota, Metazoa, Chordata, Actinopteri, Siluriformes, Siluridae. The coding region runs from base 57 to 3089 and encodes 1010 amino acids. Gene Ontology annotation, biological process: positive regulation of BMP signaling pathway.
UCACUCACUCACUCUUUCUCUCUGCUGAUAGCUACCUAUCCUGAAUUGUAGGAUUAAUGUUUCACAGCCGGUCUAAGAAAAAUCUGAGGACACAAAUGGUACAUAUGUGGGGUCUGGAAUGGAUGUGUCUCAUUAUUGUAGGCACUGUCUCUCCAGUGAGUGCUGCACGUAACCUGCCUCAGUGCAUGGAGGGGGAUUACUAUUUUGAGUACACAGAGUGCGACAGCAGUGGCUCGAGAUGGAGAGUGGCCAUUCCUCAAAAGCCAGGCGAGUGCAAGGGACUACCAGACCCUGUGCAAGGCACUGACUGCACAUUCUCCUGUGGAGCUGGGGAGUUUUUGGAGAUGACUUCACAAGAGUGCACUCAGUGUGCAGCCGGGUCCUUCUCACUAGGCAGCGGUAUCCGCUUUGACGAGUGGGAUGACAUUCCCCCUGGAUUCAGCAGCUUGGUGACGUCUCUUGACAAUACACCAUACAGACACGAGGGGCCGAGCUGCAAUGGCUCCUCAUGGAUCGCCCGUGGUAGUUAUGUGGAAUCCAACCGAGAUGAGUGUAGUGUCUCUCUUGUCUAUGCUGUUCAUCUCAAGAAGCCAGGCUCUGUGUCCUUUGACUAUCAGUAUGUAGACAAAAACAUCUUCUUCGAGUUCUUUAUUCAGAAUGACCAGUGCCAGGAAAUGGACAGGACUUAUGAUAAGAAAUGGAUGAAGCUGACAAACAACGGAGAGUGGGCGAAACACAGGGUCAGUCUGAAAUCUGGUGCAAAUGUGCUGUACUGGAGAACCACAGGUGUUACCGUAGGGGCUAAAGUGGUCAAACCCGUGCUGCUAAAGAACAUGCAGAUAGAAGGUGUGGCAUACAUGUCAGAAUGCUUGCCCUGUAAGCCAGGCAUGUUCAGUAACACUCCUGGCUCUUCUUCAUGUGAACCUUGUCCCAGAGACACCCACUCAGGCCGAGGAGCCAGCUCCUGCACUCCCUGUGACACAAACACACAUUAUGCAUUGGAGGGCUCUGCAGAGUGUAAGCCGAGACCUGCAUGCUCAGAGAAAGACUACUUCCAGAUCCACAGUGUUUGUGAUAAAGAUGGCAAGACACAAAUUAUGUAUAAAUGGAUCGAGCCUAAGAUCUGUCUCGAAGACGCCCCUAAUGCUGUAAAGCUGCCCCCUUCUGGUAAACGUGAGCCAUGCCCUCCCUGCAACCCUGGUUUUUAUAGCAACAAUACUGCUACGUGCUCUCCUUGCCCACAAGGAACCUACUCAGAUGGCCUCAAAGCCUGCCAGCCGUGUCCUGCAGGCACAGAGCCAGCCCUGGGUUAUGAGUAUAAGUGGUGGAACAUUUUGCCCUCUGGCAUGAAGUCAUCUUGCUUUAACGUGGCCAACACGAAGUGUGAUGGCAUGAAUGGUUGGGAGGUGGCAGGUGAUCACAUUCGUUCUGGAGCUGGAGGUUCAGAUAAUGAUUACCUCAUCCUAAACCUGAAAGUUCCUGGGUUCAGGCUACCAACAUCAGUUAGUGGAACCAGUGGGAGCGAGUUUGGACGCAUCACCUUCGUGUUUGAAACCAUAUGUUCAACUGAUUGUCAGCUUUUCUUCAUGAUGGACACAGACAGACGGAGCACUAACGUGGUGGAAUCGUGGGAAGGCAGUAAGGAGAAGCAGUCCUACACUCACAUCAUGACUAAGAAUGCAUCUGUGUCCUACACAUGGGCUUUUCAACGCACUAACCAGGCUAAAGAUGGACGUCAGUAUGUCAACGACAUGGUGAAGAUUUUUUCAAUUACCGUAACGAACGCUCUGGAUGGUGUUGCCUGGGCAUGCAGAGCUUGUGCUAUUGAGUCUCAGCAGCCUGGCUCGGCCUGUGUGCCAUGUUCUGCCGGCUAUUAUAUAGAUGAGCAAACCAAUCAGUGCCAGGAAUGCCCACCCGACACCUUCCUCUCAGGACACCACAUAUACGGCCAAGAGGCAUGUCAGCCUUGUGGACCAGGAGCUCACAGCAACAAGGAGCACAGCUUGUGCUACAGUGAUUGUUCGUUCACACACACCGAGCUCAAUCGAACAAUGCAGUACGAUUUCAGUCCCCUGGGCUCCACAGGCUCCGUCAUGAAUGGUCCCAGCUUCACUUCCAAGGGCACAAAGUACUACCAUCUCUUCAACAUCAGCUUGUGUGGGACACAGGGCCACAAGCCAGCGAUGUGUACAGAUAAUGUUACAGAUCUAUCUGAUAAAGAUUCUCACAGUGGUGAGGCCAACUAUGUAGAAACCUUUAUCUGUCAAUCAACUAUCAUACCCUCUGAUGGGCGGGGCUUCAGGACUGCUGUUGCCUCACAGUCAAUCAUUUUGGCAGACACGUUUCUUGGAGCCACAGUGGAGGAAUUUCUCAAUGGAGUAAAUGCUAGACCAGAACUCUUUGCUGCCUCAUCCAAGAGAGUCCCAGACGUCAAUUAUUUCUAUCGCUCUCCACAGACGACAUCUUCUUGUCAGAAUGGGCGAAAUACAGUACUCACACUCCGUUGUAACCCCGAAAAGUCUUCUAAAGGAGAAAUAUCUGUACCCAGGGAGUGUCCUGCAGGAACCUGUGAUGGCUGCACCUUCUACUUCCUAUGGGAGAGUUUAAGUGCCUGCCCACACUGCACUGCAGAAGACUACCACCAGAUUGAGGGAGCCUGUAAAGGAGGAGUGCAGGACACUGUGUAUGUGUGGACAGAGCCAAGGUUCUGUACAGGAGGAGUAUCUCUCCCAGCUAAGAGGAGCAAGCCAUGUGAGAUGAUCGAUUUCUGGCUAAAGGUGGGAGCUGUAGUGGGUACGUUCACUGCCGCACUCCUUGUCGCUCUCACAUGCCACUUUUGGAAGAAGAACAAAAAGCUGGAGUACAAGUAUUCAAAAUUGGUGAUGUCAGCCAACAAGGAGUGCGAGCUACCAGGAGCAGACAGCUGUGCCAUCAUGGAGGGCGAGGGAGAGGAGGUGGAGGAUGACGUAGUUUACACAAAGCCCUCUUUACUGGGCAAGCUAAAGGCCAUCGCUUCCAAGGGCAACGAGCAGAGCUCCGAGGCUGUCCAGCUGAAAUCCUCCCAGCCAGAGAAAUGGGUGUGGGGAUAGAGGAGAAGAGGAAAAGCAAAAGAGACAUGGUGGAUGAAUGGAUAGAUGGAUGGAGAGAGACUUUGAAGCUGCUCUUCACUUGGGAGCGUGUACGCAUGCAGUGCCACUAAGCCAGACAGUGGAACAGCUUUGGAGAAAAGAGCCAUGGGGAUUUGGGCCAGAAGAACAGAAAGGCAGAGCCUGUAAGACAGUUCUGUUUGAUGUCAUUAUCUUGUCGAAGUGCAACGUGUCUGUCUGUUGGGUUGCGUGUCUCCUUUUGUAAGAAUAUUAUAAUACCAUUAAGGAUUUAGGACUUUGUUAGGCGGGUUAUGGUACUGCACACAAAUGCUAGAAUUCAGGGGCAUUUAUAAAAUAUUUGAGAAUAACACUGAUGUCAAAAUACUGGCUGUGCUAGAAUGUGAUAUUCUGUCAGCUGUGUAUAGUAAUGAAAUCUAAACACUCUAAAUGAACUGAACCAAUGAUAAGCAACUCACAUAUAUCCACUCUGUUCACACCUCCCUUAAAUAAAUAGUCAAAGUGUCUCCAGGAGAAUUGAGUAACUGUGUAUGUAAUAAAUUGGGGGAUGGGGGGUGUAUAUGUUGGACUAAUUAACCUACCAGAUUUGUCACCCAUCUAAUAGAUCUAAAUCAGUAAUUCCAAAUGAUUAAUUUACACAAAUUUGUGUUGGAGUUUUUCUUUGUGAAAUACACUUGAAAUUUCUAGAAGUUUUUUCCAGCAGAAAACCAUUCAACUGUGCAUGAAUCUAAAGCUGGUCGAAAAGUACAGCAUGGUCACAGUGAAAAUCAAAGCUUUUUGUUCCAGUUUAAAUCUAAAUAUUCACAAAACAUUUUCAAAAUCUGAAAACGUGAAAAUCUCGAAUAAUUUACGAUGAAAGAUUCUGCUUUAUUUUCUAACUCACUUUUUAAACCGAAAGCAAAUGUAUGCUUUACUUCCUUAUGCUAAAGUUUCAUGGAAAUUAUCCAUUGAGGGAUGUGAGAGUCAACGCACCAAUUGAUUUGCUCUAACAUCAAAGUUGUAGAGGCCAUGCCAGUUCAUUCUGUUAUUAAGGCAAGAUUAUAUACAUAUUUGUAAGAUUUCACUAAACUGUAAAUGAAAAUGAGAAAGGAAUGCAAGAUCAAUCUAUCCUCAUUUAUGGUCUCAGACUUUUAGACCCCACUUUAAUAUGAUUGUUAGCUCCAUCUCCCACUAAAUGCCUCAAUAUACUGUUUAAGUAUGGCCAUUUUUGAGAUAAGACCAAUUUAAACUGAACAAACUGAUUCUAGCAGAAAGGUUGGUGUGCCUUGGCUUGUUCAUGUUAGGUUUCCCUCUGCUUUUAAUGCCAAUUAAGGAAUGAAUAGUACUGAGUAAAAUUAUUAUCUUAUUAUUUAGAAUUGUGCUCGGAAUGUAAUGAAAGCCAUACCAUUAUGUUCAACUGAAAUGUGGGCUUUCCUUAUUUGGGUUUUGAUAAUAAAGUAAGAUUUGCACAAUA